Aspergillus alliaceus is the source of this 573-nucleotide messenger RNA. RefSeq lists its product as uncharacterized. Bases 1 to 573 code for a protein of 190 amino acids. The record is from RefSeq and is a predicted model, not a curated record. The transcript is spliced from 3 exons. Lineage: Eukaryota; Fungi; Ascomycota; Eurotiomycetes; Eurotiales; Aspergillaceae.
AUGGAAACCACUAUCAAUAGCGCCGACCGACUAGAACGACUCCUCCAACAGGAUGGAUUCAAAACCUGGGGUUUCUUUAUAACUCGAUUUCUCUACCCUGUUACUGAAUUUUUGAAGUACUAUAAUGGUCUGGAUCUCUUGGACAGCUUCGCCUCUACAAAGUAUUUCCAAGAAUGGGCUGCGACGGUGCCACAAGAGGAGCAGGGCAUUGACCACUCUCACUUCCCAGAUUCAUGUCGGUAUCGGUUCUUCAUUAUGGUGGACCAGGAAGCUUUAGAGUCGGUCCUGAGUGUAUCUAAACCGUAUUACCCUUCUACAACGGGAUUCGUACGUCUAGUCAAUGGGGUUUGGAAGCCGGAGGAACUGGAUAAAGAUGAAUUGGAGGUGCGUGGAUUAUCUGACCCGUCUGAACUUGAAGAGUUUGAGCCUCCGGAGGAAUAUAGAUUAGAGGAUAUCAGCUGGAUGAAGGUACCUUUUCAAGACGCAGAGCUGCCGGCGUUUCUAAAAUUCUGUGACAACCUACGGUGGUCAAGGUAUUUCCGACAUCCUCCACUUAUUCCGGAGUGGAUCUGA